Messenger RNA from Cynoglossus semilaevis (tongue sole), 756 nucleotides. RefSeq names its product C-C motif chemokine 20-like. The record is from RefSeq and is a predicted model, not a curated record. Gene Ontology annotation, biological process: immune response. The transcript has 4 exons. NCBI's taxonomy places the organism in Eukaryota, Metazoa, Chordata, Actinopteri, Pleuronectiformes, Cynoglossidae. Bases 85 to 468 code for a protein of 127 amino acids. Gene Ontology annotation, cellular component: extracellular region. Gene Ontology annotation, molecular function: chemokine activity.
AAACCCGUGUACGACACAUCCUAUAUAAACUGGAUAUGAGAUUAUGGACUGGAUCAGAUCUGCUGUCAGUCAACCGCUGUGAGCAUGGCUGCCAAGGACAGGACAGUGGUGCUGAGUCUUCUCCUCUGCUUCAUACUGGGCUCACUCAGUCCAGCUCUGUGUUCCCAGACAGGCUGUUGUACGAGAUACAACAGGAAGCCAGUGCCGUUUCAGGUGAUCAAGGGCUACAGAGAACAGUCAGCCAAGGAAAACUGUCACAUUGAAGCCAUCAUCCUCUACACGGUGAGGAACAAAGAGGUGUGUGUGACUAAGAGGGACGAGUGGGUGAGAAACACUCUGGAACUACUCAGCACCAAACUGAAGAAGAUGUCCAAGGAGAGCUCAGGACCUGUGAUGAAGAGAAGAAGUCCAUCUAAUGAUGGGAGUGGAUCCUUCUUCAGCACCACAGACACUGACAGCUACUAUUAGUCUGUCUGUACUUCAAAAAGCCAGCUUCAAAUCAAGCCCUGUAGUCAAGUCAUAUUAUUGAUACUGCAUCUCUGUUUAAGCCUAAAAAGCCUUGUUGUUGUUGUUGUUGUUGUUGUUGUUAUUGUUGCUUAACCCGCAGGAAUACUCAAGUGUUAGCAUUUAGCUCUGAGGCCGAGCCUCUUUAUUCUGCUUUUGUUGCCUCUCCAUUAAAAUCCUGCUUCAAUCAGCUGCAUGUGCUUCCACAUAAACAAUAUAUACCAAAUAAAUCCACUCAAUACAAGAAAACCA